UUGCCGGCUGCGCUCGAUGCUCCUGCUGGAAGGAGAGCGCACAGAUCCGCGUCAGAGGAGAGAGCGGAGGGAAAUACACGGAGCUCCUCCAUCAAGUGUCUCUGCGGCUUUAAACAACGAUCAGGAAGCGGGUUUGCUGGCUGUGAGGGAUCCUGGAGCAACUUUGGCACUAAUUUUCCUUGAAUGCAGAUUUUUUUUUUCUUUUUUUUUUUGCUUCUUACUGAACAUCCUAAGGAUUUCAGCAUCAAAGAUUACCUACACAUCCACGAUGUUUAUCCAAAGUUGCAGUUCACAUCUGCGGCGUUUCUUUUGAACUGAUCAGGACAAUGGACAAAACGUCCUGAAGGCUGAAGAAGGGGUGAAGGUGAGGGAUGUAUGCACCAGGUGGACCUUCCUUGGAGGUGAGAAAGUCUAUUAGUGUGUGGUGAAUUAUCAGGUGCGAGCAGCCACUCCCAGGAGGAAUGAACGUGCCUAUGUUACAUAAGAAGCACACUGGGACCCCAGAUGAACAGCAUCAUGACUCCAGCUGACUCAUAGCAUGUGGCUCAAGAUGCAGAGCUAUAAUUUUCACGGUGCCUCAGAGAUUUUUACCCACACGCUCCCGAGGAACCUGGAGACCACAGAAGAAGAAUGUGGAACCUGAUCUGAUCCCUCUGAAAGAAGCAUGGAUCAAAUCCAGGACCAGCCCGGCUUCUCACCACUGCUUCGGGAGAAACUCAACGAUUCUAUCAGCGUCCACGUCGCCCCAAUGCUGAAGUCCACCAUCAGCUCCCCUACUGCUCCACUUCAUCACCCUCUGCCCUCUCUUCUGCCCUCCACCCUUCCUCCACACUCCCCCCUUAUCUCCUUCCCUCUGUUUUUCCCAACCUCCUCCGCAGUCAUCAACGAGUCUGAUACCUCCUCCUUUCCCUUUUCCCUUUCCAACAUCUCAUACACUGAUUUGAAGGACUUGGAGAGUAUGCUACUCUGGACCCUCCACGAGCCCAGCACCAUCGCUCUGACCGUCAUGUACUCCUUGUCUUUCAUCUUGGGAUUUGUUGGGAAUUUAAUGUCCCUGCGGGUUCUGACCAGCAGGCGCAGUCGGCGGCUCGCAGCCGUCAGCGCCACGCGGAGCCUCCUGGUGAACCUGGCGGUGUGUGACCUGGCUGUGGUGUGUGUCUGCAUGCCCAUCACGCUGGGGAACAAAAUCUACACCGCCUGGGUGUACGGCGACCUCCUGUGCCGGGCCGUGCCCUUCACGCAGGCCGUCUCGGUGUCUGCCAGCGUGCUGACCCUGACGGUGAUCAGCGUGAACCGCUACUACAGCGUCCGGUCUCCCCUCAAAGCUCGCUCCAUGUUUACCCGCCGGCGGAUUUUGGCGACGGUCGCCGUGGUGUGGAUAGUGUCGUCCAUGAUGUGUGCUCCAAUAGCGGUGAUGAACCGGCGGCGAGAGCUCAGCUUUGAGGCUUUCACCAUCUUGGUGUGCCAGGAGGAGUGGCCCCAGCUUCCUCUUAAGCAGGGAAGUGGCUGCCCUCUUCAGUAACUCAUCGUUCUCCAGCUCGGCUGCAGUUGUUGCUCCUGGAGCCAUAAUUAAAGAGACUAAGGUGUCUGCCGCUGAGUGCCACCGCAUAGCCGCUGCUGUGGCGGCGUCUGCGUCCGGGGUUACCCUCCCUGGGCUGUUGGGCUUAGCCAGACGUAAGGGACUGGGGCAACAGGUCAGAGACAGUUCAGACAGCCAAACAGGAUCUGACCAGAGCAUCUCAGACUGGUGUCAAUCCAGUCCCAGUGUGUACGACAGCUCUUUAUUUCCCUGCCAGCUUCACUCACUUCGGCAGUCCUCCCAGAAAGCAGGCUUCACUCCGGCAAGGAGACACUCUACCAAUGUGGUAUCAUUACCUCUGCAGAGUGGACCUGUAGAAAUGGACCCGCAACCGCUGAGGAGACAUUCAGAGGACAGAAUUUAUUGUCUGCAAGCCGAUAACAGGGAGUCCAUUAUCCUGAGCAGGGACACAUCUUGCGCCGCGAGGCAGCAUAGAAGCAAAACAUCAAAAAAACGCUUCCUGGAAGGAAGCUCUGAGAAUGGAACAACAAAUAUGACGAGCCUAUGAAGGUUGGAGAUUAUCGGCUCUGUCAGUGGGGAGGAAUUUCCUCUUUUUGUCUUGCAGGGAAUAAAAACACGCUGUCUGGUUCACAGUUUGCUCUUAACAGAAAGAACAAAUACGGUGGAGAGCACACUGUUUUGUGGAUAAACUAGCCAAGUCUAUGCUCUCAUUCUGUCUACAUCUGGUAGUAUUUCAGACUUUUGAGAGGAAGCUGAGGGAGCAGCGGUGGGUUAACCUCAGCAGGAGGGACAGCUGGAGUGUUAUCUAGUUAGUUAUCAGUAAGAGAGACAGAUUGCAGGAGUGUGCCAUAAAAUUCAGCUCAUGUCAUAGUCACAGCAGUUUCUGUCAUCUGCCUGGGACAAUAACACAGCAGAAAUUAAAGUUUAAUGGGCUUUUGUGCAGAUUCUCUUUGUCUGUCAUUAAAUGCUAAUAGUUCUGGCUGCAUUUGUUGCUCACAGCAAUGAUCAAAACAUUUCUUACUGUGAAAUAUUGAAACGUACUGCAUGCGAGUCUCCGAUGGGCUUUUCACAUCACACGCAAUGUCCGAUAUCGAAACUGAGAAUGUUGCACAAGGUUUCAGCCUUAAACUGAGAGACGUGAAAGCACUUUUACACUAUUAAUUGUGGAAACUAAUAAAUAAAACUGACCUCAGACAGA
Messenger RNA from Fundulus heteroclitus (mummichog), 2738 nucleotides. Its product is annotated as neuropeptide FF receptor 2. The record is from RefSeq and is a predicted model, not a curated record. Gene Ontology annotation, cellular component: membrane. NCBI's taxonomy places the organism in Eukaryota, Metazoa, Chordata, Actinopteri, Cyprinodontiformes, Fundulidae. Gene Ontology annotation, molecular function: G protein-coupled receptor activity; peptide binding. Gene Ontology annotation, biological process: neuropeptide signaling pathway.